GGCGCCGCACCCACUCCCAAGAUGGCGGCGGGCAGCCGGUGGCUCCGCGGCUGCUGCUCCCUCCUCAGACACAGCCUCCCUGUGCUGGCCGGGCCUGGCAGGCGCUGCCUGGCUGGGCUGAGCAGAGCUGGGCAGCGAGUGGCCGGCGUGGGGCUGGGAGUGGCCUUGUGUGCAGUCCCUGUGGCUGAGAAAGAGAGCUCAGCUUCUCUCAGUAACGAGGCCUUGAUUAAAAGAGCAGUUUCCCUCGUAACAGACAGUACUUCUACCCUGCUCUCCCAAACAACAUACGCCUUGAUUGAAGCACUGACAGAAUACACAAAGGCAGUUUAUACACUGGUGUCUCUCUACAAGCAAUAUGCCAAUCUUCUUGGGAAACUGAACUCGGAAGAGGUGGAUGCAAUCUGGCAGGUGGUGAUAGGAGCCAGAGUCGAUAUGACAACAAAACAGCAGGAGUACCUGAGGCUGGAGUCCAGCUGGAUGACGGCCGUGCGGCUUUCAGAGAUGGCCGCAGAAGCUGCCUAUCAGUCAGGUGCAGACCAGGCCUCAGUGACAGCUCGCAGCCACAUCCAGCUGGUGAAGUCCCAGGUGCAGGAGGUGCGGCAGCUCUCCCAGAAAGCAGAGACCAAAUUGGCAGAAGCUCAGACAGAAGAGCUCAUCAAAGCUCAAGGAGAGGACCCCUCAUUGUCACAGGGUGUUUUAGGAAGCCCAGAGGCAGCUGAGGACCCAUAUCUACGGGAGGACUGAGAAGAACCUCAGUGUCACCACAGAACACACGGGAGCUGAUCACUUGAAGGGUGAUCAAGCAUGGGAUAGUGGGAUAGUGCUGAAAUAAGCCUGUGGUUCCAUUUCUUUUCCCCCAAACAGGGUUGCUUUAUGAAUCAGGUCGAUUCCAGAAAGGCCUUGAUGUUGUUUAUAACUUAUCAUGUUUGUAAUACCUAAGGAUCCAAUUAUUUAACUAUGCAAAUGUGAAAGUGGCUGUCAGGGAUAGCUUGUUGUUAAUUGUGUCGCUGCUGGGAGGGUCCUGCUGCUCCUGGGACAUGUUUGUGAGAGCUCUAACUUAGAGACCAGGCAUCAGCCAAAGAAGUGUAGUUAAAAGUCACUGUUUUUAAACCUGUGAAGUAAAUGAUGUCUGUUAGGAGACACCUUUAUUAAACUGUGCAAAAAGCAUCUGUUGUGGGUGUCCCCAUUCAGGUAAGAGAUUAGGGACUGUUUUGUGUUGAACUUCAAAGUUUGUCCCAGCCCCGAGUCUGUCAGCUGCACCAAGUGACACUUCACUGCCAUCAGGAGAAUCAGGUUUUGCAGUUCCCUACAGUCAUUUCUUGCACUUAAGAGUCACCCCUUGCAAUGCACCUGCCUUCCCCAGGAAGCAAAGGGAGAUUUGAUUGUCAAGAUACUGUGGUUACAAACAAAGUUGUGCAGCAGCUGCUCCCCCCACCUUUACAAAGAAGUGAGCAAAAGUGAGGUUUACAUUUAGG
This is a messenger RNA of Colius striatus (speckled mousebird), 1475 nucleotides long. RefSeq names its product diablo IAP-binding mitochondrial protein (gene DIABLO). Gene Ontology annotation, biological process: neuron apoptotic process; intrinsic apoptotic signaling pathway in response to oxidative stress. The record is from RefSeq and is a predicted model, not a curated record. The transcript is spliced from 6 exons. Gene Ontology annotation, cellular component: mitochondrion. Lineage: Eukaryota; Metazoa; Chordata; Aves; Coliiformes; Coliidae. The coding region runs from base 22 to 744 and encodes 240 amino acids.